This is a messenger RNA of Pseudophryne corroboree (corroboree frog), 911 nucleotides long. It is a transcript of the gene DLEU7, whose product is annotated as deleted in lymphocytic leukemia 7. The transcript is spliced from 3 exons. The record is from RefSeq and is a predicted model, not a curated record. Bases 263 to 805 code for a protein of 180 amino acids. NCBI's taxonomy places the organism in Eukaryota, Metazoa, Chordata, Amphibia, Anura, Myobatrachidae.
AAGUGACUUUUUUUUCCCAAAGAGCAAUAAUUCCAGCAUAUGGCUGUACAGUGCACUGUGAUGAAAUGGGCUGUGACACCAUAGUAACCCUGUAGUGAGCAUAUCAGCCUCCUGGUAAACGCUACUUGUGUAAUUCCUCGCUGAGUCUGCACUGUGAGAUAACGCUGAUAAGAUGUGUCCUCUCCUCUGAUAUACAGUAUGUGAGAUGAUAGAAGGCAGUGGCUUUUCCUGGCUGUAUACAGAGCUGUUGUGCAGCUGAGCGAUGGAGAUACCCCGGCCAGCAGCAGUCCUGAAGGAGGCCGUCACCCACCAAGCCCAGGCUCUCCGCACCCUGAUCCUGCUGAUGGACGAGAGGGGUAUUCGGUGCGAUGCCUUACACCUGCACUUGGUGGGCAGCAGCAGCCUGCAGCAGCUGGGAUCAGCGCAGUCCGGGCGCCCGGGUGCAGGAACAGUCUCUUCUACACCGCUCACACUGUCGCAGAAAGCGUCCAGGAAUCGCAUGUCCAGAGUCGCACGUUGUUGUCUAGAUCUACUAGCGGUGGAGGAUAACAUAGUGGUCCAUUUACCUUUGGGCCAUCAGUUACCCAUUCACCUCAAAGACAGCAUAGAAUUCAGAAACAUCUGCACCCACAUGGCUCUUCAGACAGAUGACAGGAGGUUUGAUCAAGAUCUGAAUUCAGCGCAGGAAUGUCUAAUCACCAUCAUCAACAAUAUGAACUGGGAUGUAGCUGCUAAUUCUUGUGAUUUCUGUGAGACGGUCCGAGAGCAGCUGAAACAGAUAUUACAGGAACUCCAUGAGCGUUAAAAGACUGUAUUAAAUUAUUUAUAACUAUUUAAGGCUUAUUUCAGUGUUACAUUUUACUCAUAUUUUAAUUUAUAAAAUGUCAUAAUAUUUAAAUGUGUUCAAUUCA